Molecule: messenger RNA, 975 nt
Organism: Fonsecaea multimorphosa CBS 102226
Lineage: Eukaryota; Fungi; Ascomycota; Eurotiomycetes; Chaetothyriales; Herpotrichiellaceae
Exons: 1
Coding region: 1-975 (324 amino acids)
Molecular function (GO): hydrolase activity
Source: RefSeq, a predicted model, not a curated record
AUGGAUACAGCCACAGUGAAGACUCGCAUGUUGAUCAUGUCAGACACACAUGGCAUGGAUUUCACCUCCGCCGACAAACCCUUUCUCCGUGCUGAUGUCGCGAUCCACUGCGGCGAUCUUACUGACGGCUCAAAGCUAGAGGAGUUCCGAACCACCAUUAGCCUCUUGCAAGCUAUCGAUGCGCCCCUAAAGCUUGCCAUCCCAGGAAACCACGAUUUCACACUGGAUGACGUCGCAUUUCAGACCAAAAUUGAGGAAGCGACGCCCGCGCCCGAGCCCGAGCUCGUGGAGAAAGAAUAUGGUGCGAUGGGAGAGGCCAAGCAGUUGUUUAAAGAUGCCAUCGACGUAGGUAUUAUACUCCUGGAUGAGGGCACCCAUCACUUCACCCUCCAAAACGGGGCACGUCUGACUGUUUAUGCCAGUCCCUGUACACCAGCGUUAGGUGCGUGGGGAUUUCAAUACCACCCAGACCGUGGUCACAACUUUGCCAUCCCUGAAGGAGUCGAUCUAGUUGUCACCCAUGGCCCACCAAAGGGCAUUAUGGACUACACCCACCAACGAGAACGAGCUGUAAGCGCGGAUCUAUUCGCAACUGUUGCCAGAAUCCGGCCACGAGUACACUGCUUUGGUCAUAUCCACGAAGGCUGGGGUGCAAGGUUGGUUUCCUGGCUGCAUACACACAGCGAACGACCAACUCAUUUUACCGCAAUCGACAACAAUAAAUCCCAUAUGAUCGAAGGGCUUGCAACUCUCUACCCCUCUAGAUUCGACACACCAGAGGAAACCGCUCAAAAGCAGGAAAAGUUGGACCGCUAUAAGCAGGCUGGGUAUUGCAAGACCAGCCACUGUUUGGGAGAUGAGAUUCCGCUCGACAGAGAGAAAACUCUCUUCAUUAAUGCGUCUAUCGCAGACACUGAUGGUUGCUUGACGCAGAAACCAUGGCUAGUUGAUAUUGAGCUACAGAGAGCUCACUAG